CUCCUCGAAACCGUGAAUCACACCCGCACCUCCACCGCUGCUUCUUCCCAUCCCCGCCCCCCCCCCCCCGGCCUCAUCUCCGGCGUCGCAGGCGGCGGAGGGCGAUGAGGGGCGCCGACCUCAUCAACCUCACCCUGCCGGACGAGAUCCUCGACGACGUGCUCCGCCGCGUAGGCGCUGGCGCGGGCAAGCGCGACCUCGACGCCUGCGCGCUCGUCUGCCACCGCUGGCGCCGCCUCGAGCGCUCAUCCCGCCGCUCCGCGAAGCUCGCGGCGUCGGGGGAGCGCGCGGACGACGUGCUGCGGCUCGUCGCGGAGCGGUUCCCCGCGCUCGUCGACGUGUCGGUGGACGAGCGCCUCACCGUCGGGGCCGGCGGUGCUGGCAGCUCCGGCUCCGCAUCCAGAUCGCGCCGCACGGUGCAUAGUACUAGCCCAUUUCGGCGCCGCAGGAGAUUGCCCCUCAGGACAGAUCUCUCAGUUCAGAUAUCCCCAUUCCCAUUGGACCAGCCAGCCGUUGAUGAUGUGACAGAGCGCAGUUGUUUGACUGAUGUUGGCUUAACUCAUCUCGCGAUGGGUUGCAAAGGGCUUGAAAAACUAAGUCUGAUAUGGUGUUCUGCCAUAUCAUCAACAGGCUUGGUGAGGAUAGCAGAGAAUUGCAAGAAUUUGACUUCUUUGGAUCUCCAGGCUUGCUAUAUUGGAGAUCCAGGACUUAUUGCUAUUGGGGAAGGCUGCAAGCUACUUAGUAAUUUAAAUUUGCGCUUCGUUGAAGGCACCACGGAUGAAGGCUUGAUUGGACUAGUAAAGAACCGUGGGCAAUCACUGGUCAUUCUGUCUGUUGCAACUUGUGUUUGGAUGACAGAUGCAUCCUUACACGCUGUUGGAUCCCACUGCCCUAACCUGGAAAUCCUGUCACUGGAAUCAGAACGUAUUCAAAACAAGGGAGUAAUAUCUAUUGCCAAAGGAUGCCGAUUAUUAAAAACUUUGAAGCUGCAAUGUAUUGGUGCUGGUGAUGAGGCCCUAGAUGCUAUUGGUUCAUUUUGUUCGCUUUUAGAAAGCCUGUCUCUCAACAACUUUGAACGAUUUACGGACAGGAGCCUUUCUUCUAUUGCAAAGGGGUGCAAAAAUCUCACAGAUCUUAUUCUCAAUGAUUGCCAGUUACUAACUGACAGAAGCCUUGAAUUUGUAGCUCGUAGCUGCAAAAAAUUAGCACGGCUGAAGAUCAAUGGUUGUCGGAACAUGGAAACUGCUGCACUGGAGCACAUUGGGCAAUGGUGCCCGGCCCUUUUGGAGCUCUCUCUAAUUUACUGCCCAAGGAUCCAGAACAGUGCAUUUCUGGAGAUUGGUAGAGGCUGCUCCCUUCUCAAGUCUCUUUAUUUGGUCGACUGUUCAAGAAUAAGUGAUGAUGCCCUGUACCACAUAGCUCAAGGCUGCAAGAACUUAACAGAACUUUCUAUUCGGCGCGGUUACGAGAUAGGGGAUAAAGCAUUGAUAUCUGUUGCUGAGAACUGUAAAUCACUUAAAGAGUUAACCCUCCAAUUUUGUGAGAGGGUAUCUGAUGCAGGUCUGGCUGCAAUCGCUGAAAGCUGCUCGCUUCAAAAGUUAAACUUGUGCGGCUGCCAGCUAAUCACUGAUAGCGGGCUGACUGCGCUUGCAAGAGGAUGCCCUGAUCUAGUUUUCCUGGAUAUAAGUGCUCUCUGGAUCAUUGGGGACAUGGCUCUAGCUGAGAUAGGUGAAGGUUGUCCCAAGCUUAAAGAUAUCACGCUUUCCCACUGUCCGAAGGUCACCAACAUUGGUCUGGGCCACCUCGUUAGGGGGUGCCUGCAGCUUGAGUCAUGCCAGAUGGUAUACUGCAGGCAAAUCACCAGUGCCGGGGUAGCGACUGUCAUCUCGAGCUGCUCCAAGCUGAAGAAGCUCGUCGUUGAGGAGUGGAAGGUGAGCGAGAGGACACGGCGGAGAGCGGGACCGGUCUUAUCGUUCCUCUGCACUGGGCUCUAGUAUCAAAAGGGAAAUAAAUCUGUGUUUUAUCAACUCCUUUUUUACUCAGAAAGCUUCUGUUGUUUGUUGCUGCAUUGUAUACCAUAGCAUCAUUAGCUCAAAAGUGUUGUAUGACCUCUAACUCAAAAGAGUUGAACAGAAUAAAAUGUAUCAACUAUUGACGCCGAAGUGAUGAACCAAAUAAAAAAGCAGCUGAAUAAACUGGCAAAAGCCCCAUUGUACAUAUUGCACCUUGCUACUUUGCUAGUGAUGUAAAAGCAAAUAUUUUUCAUGUAGCCCUGUUGGCCACCCUGUCUGAAAUGAAACAUGAGCAUUUUUACAGUUUUACUC
Phragmites australis (common reed) is the source of this 2324-nucleotide messenger RNA. RefSeq names its product F-box/LRR-repeat protein 4-like. Gene Ontology annotation, cellular component: SCF ubiquitin ligase complex. The transcript has 8 exons. Lineage: Eukaryota; Viridiplantae; Streptophyta; Magnoliopsida; Poales; Poaceae. The record is from RefSeq and is a predicted model, not a curated record. The coding region runs from base 105 to 1994 and encodes 629 amino acids. Gene Ontology annotation, molecular function: protein binding. Gene Ontology annotation, biological process: SCF-dependent proteasomal ubiquitin-dependent protein catabolic process.